AUGUUCAAAUGGCGAUUUGCUCAAGCUCUUCGUGAAAACAACGUCAAAAAAAUCGAACUAUUACUAUACCAAUAUAUCUACGCGAGUUCUAGUGCUAACCUGGACUUAUUCAGAAUGACCAUCCAGAUGAGAAAAUUGGACAUCUUCAUGAAAUUAUUAAAGUGGAUUCCGUUCGAACAAACAAAAGCACCGGGCCUUAUACUUCUUGCUAUCGGAAGCCGCUGGAAAUGCAACGAUGUGCGAAAACUUGCAAAAAUACUAAAUGUGGUACCAAGUGACUCUAGUGUUUUUGCUUCUAUCGUGCUUGACAGACCAGACAUUCUCCAACUGCUCAUCGAAGAGUUUAAUGUGCCCUCGAAGCAGAAAAGUCAAACCGGUGAAACACCAUUGCAAGUUGCGACUCGGCUAAAUCGUAUCAGGUGUACCACUUAUCUGAAAACGAUCGGUAUGAAGAAGACGCAAAAGGAAAAGGAAAUGGACCUUGCCUAA
Messenger RNA from Ceutorhynchus assimilis (cabbage seed weevil), 489 nucleotides. NCBI's taxonomy places the organism in Eukaryota, Metazoa, Arthropoda, Insecta, Coleoptera, Curculionidae. The record is from the annotation of a GenBank genome assembly.